UGAUGAUUAACAACCCCCUGAGGCGUUCUUUCCCUCCGUCCUUGUCUCAUGUCCCGACUGUCAACAUCCGAACUCCUGUUCUAGACAUGAUCACGCCUACAUUCCAGUCUCCUGCUGGCUUUGGAGGAGUAUCUGGAAACAUAAUGGACAAAUCUGCGAUGUCACACCACACUAACUACACAGACACAGUAGCUAGUCAGUCACAGGUUCAAAAAAUGUUACUGGAUGAAAAAUCUCGUAGUGAAAAGCAUAAAAUUAACUACGAGAAGCUCAAAAAGCAGACAGACCAAAUGAGCUCAGAGUUCAAAACUCAGAGCUACGAAUUGCAGGCCAAAAAUGAGGAAGUUGCUAGAAUUAAAGAGCAGUUUAAUGUAGUGAUAAGUGGACUGGAGUCAGAAUUAAAACGGAAAAAUCAAAUAGUUGACGAGCUGGAAGGUCAAGCUUUGACUGAAGAAAAACUAGAAUCUAUAAAGUUCAAGGUCAUAUCAGAUCUGCAGUCGACUUUUAAACGAAGAAUGCUGGAUAUGGAGCAGGAUGUUGAAAAAUACAGAAAUGACUUCAAUAAGUUGAGGCAUGAUCACUCGUUUUUGAAAUCGGAAUAUGAAAAGCAGGCAUACGACUUUGCGAAAAAUCUGGAAGAUCUAAACUUCAAGUUUGUGUCAGAGAAAAAUGAAAUUUUGGCGUCUAAAGAGCAAAUUGUUCGAAUUUCAGAAGAGGAGCGAAAACAGUCUGAAGAAAAAAUUAAAAACAAUGUUAAAGAAAACGCUUAUUUGAAGCAAAGAUUAAUAUCACAGCAAAGUAUGAACGAAGAAAUUCAACAGCAAAUCGACAAAUUAAGAAAUGAUUCAGAUUUGAGAGAGAGGGGACAUAUUAAGACCAUAACGGACCAUGAGGCUAAAAUCAAAAUAAUGGAGCUAGAGAAAACUAGUUUGGUGAACCAGAUUGAGAAAUUGAAAAGUGAAGCUAAUGACCAAGUGAACAAAAUGCGAGAUCGCGAUGCACGCAUGAACGAAAUUGAACGCGAUAAUCAAAGAUUGACCCACGACAACGAAGUAUUAACGCACCAAAUAAGCAUCAAAGACGGUGAAAUUAGACUGCAAAUGUCGAAGUUUGCAAAUUAUGAUUCGGAACAUACGUUGAAAUUAAAAGAACAGCUCGAAGAUGCGAUUACGGAGAAAGAAGUUGCGAAUAUGCAAGUGGAAAAGUUCAAACAGCUGAUGACGAGCAAAGAGCGAGAGUUCACGAGAAGGCUGGAAAAGGGCAAAGAGUCGCAUAGUAUUGAACUUAAUAAAGUGCUGGAGGAAAAAGCGGAACUUGAGUCCAAACUUAUAACUUCAGAAAGUGAAGUUAAAACUUUGAGCGACACUAGCAAAAGCCUGAAGUUUGACUUAAACGUAUCCACGAAUGAAUGCUCAAAUUUAAAAGAAGAAAUAUCAAAACUCAAAUUGGAAAUGGAACAGCAAAAAAGUGACCUUAAUGCAAAAGAGCUGGAAGUUAGAGAGCGAGUUAAUGAGAUUUCUAGUCUGGAUAAAAGUUCUGAAGAGUUGCAAUUUAAAGUAAAAAAUUUGAGUUCGCAGUUUGAAACGUGUCAAACCGCCAAAGAUUCUCUGGAAAAACAGAAUUUGAAAAUGGACUCCCAGAUUAGAGAGUUAGAAACAAAAUUGAUCACCAUUCAACACACGGAACGAAGUCAGUAUCAAGGUACUUUGCAAGAGUGGUUUCAAGAGAAAUCCAAACUCGCUUCCAAAAUUGCCGACUUGACAAGAGAAACUGAAAAUUACAAGAAAAAACUAGCUAGAGCUGCAAAAAUACAUCUCAGUAUGAAAACAAAUUUGCGAGAAAAAAAUGCUAAAUUGAAGGCUUUGCUCGAUGAAUCAUAUGCAAAAAUAAAGUUCCUAGAACAUAACGAAGCGAAAAAUAGAGGAAUACCUUUUGAAGUUCAUAAUCAGUUGAAAAGAGAGUUUAAAGCUUUAGUUAGAAGACACGAUCAGUUUAAGGAAUUAAUUCACGCGAGAAACACUUACGAACAUGAAUCUAAUGCUCAGGAUUUGAGGAAAACUGACUUGGUUCACGGAUUAUUACAUUCUGAUUGGAUGUUAAAUGAUACCGUUUCAACCAAUCACAAUCGAACCCUAGAGGUUAAUGAAGAAACUCGUGACGGCGAUGAAAAAUUGUUUCAGUGGAGCGAAAUUGACAAGAUGAAGGAAACUAUGCAAAAGUUCAAGAAAGGUCAACAGAAAAUACAAGAGCAAAAGAACAUUGAAGCUACUGCGAAUGUUAAUGUAUUCUACGAUGUGCCAAAUUUAGAUCUGAAUAAUAUGAAUGAAAAUCAAGAACUUGAGGAGAGAGUGUUCAGCCCCGUUCCGAAUAAUUUGUUGAUUGUAGACGAAAGAAAUGUAUCAGGUAGUCAGCCGAAUGAACAAAAUUUCGAAUCUGAAGGUCGCAGAAAAAGUGAAGCAAAGGACCGCGAAAGAGUUGUAAAUGAUUGGGAGCCGGAAAGACAGAAUUCAAGGUCGGAUGUCAGAGACGAUGAAGAAAGGUCAAUGACCGAAUCGGAGAGUUACAAGGUCACGCCACUUGCCAGCGAGGAAGAGCAGGCGUUGUAAAUAGUAGUGCAAUAAAACUGCAGUAGAGCAUCAUUUAGUUUAUUCAUGUGCAAUAUUUAUAUAUUCAAAACGUGCUGUGCAUAAACCGUAGACUGUAUAUUUAGCUUUAAUUUUUUUUUUCACCAUUUAGAUGUAGUUUUAAAAUAGAUUUGUGAUUGUUAAAUAAUUGUUGUCUGUAAAUAUUGAAAACUUAUUGUAUAAAUAUCUUAAAACCUUAAUUCAUUUUUGUUUCAAACGUUCAAACUU
Molecule: messenger RNA, 2852 nt
Organism: Symsagittifera roscoffensis
Lineage: Eukaryota; Metazoa; Xenacoelomorpha; Acoela; Convolutidae
Product: centrosomal protein of 83 kDa-like
Exons: 1
Coding region: 3-2606 (867 amino acids)
Source: RefSeq, a predicted model, not a curated record